GUGAAGAGGAACAAAUUACCAGUUUUGCAUAAAAUGAAAUCAUCUUCACAUAAAGCCGUCAAAACAUGUUUCGCUCAUUUAUAAAAGUCACGUGAUUACAUCUCGUACGCCGUCGACGUGAUUUUCGAGCCGACUUUCACUAAAACCACCAAAUAAAUUUAGUUUAUUCCCAAGAGGUGAGCCGAUAAGUUAGACUAACACCACCACCACGAAAAAAUCCAUCAAACAAUGAAACCGAUUCUGGCGUUCCUCCUUCUUGUUUCCACCGCUGUGUGCGAUGUUUCCCACUUGGUGAGACUGCAACAAACCGAACCGUCCACCCCGCCGCCGCCCCCGAAGCCCUACGCUUUCGGUUACGCCGCUGGUCGAUUUCCCGGACACAUUGACCGGACUCAUUCGGAAGUUUCCGAUGGAUCCGGUGUUGUACAAGGUUCAUAUUCAUACGUCGACCCCCGCCACCAAAUCCGCACCGUGGAGUACAUCGCCGACAAAGAUGGCUUCCAUCCGGUCCUUAACAAAAACCCCCCGCCUGUGCCAUCCGACACUCCGACUGUAGCCGCCGCCAAAAACCGCCAUUUAGCUAAAUUCGCCGAAAUAGCUAAUGCCCAUGCCUUCGCACCCGGAACUGUGGUCGUUCCGGUCGAUUCGGUGGCGGUGUCACGUGCCAAAGACAAACACUUCCAACUAUUUCAGAAGAUAGCGGAAGAACACGCCCGCCUGGCGGCCCUGCAAGAAGCGGAGAACCUGGCCAGUGAAGGGACAAAUCGACCGAUUUUACUGAAAGAGCACUGAAUUUUAUAUUAGUGUUAUUAAUUCGCGAUUGCCGGAAGUAAUCACAUAAAUGGUAAUAUUUUAUGGUUUUUAAACACGUCUGACGUGACAAGUGACGUCAUUCGUACGUUACCAUCUUCCUGGUUACUUCUACCGAACGUGAAUCGAUAAAAUGUUUAAUUUGUUGUUAAUUACGUAGGGUACAUAGAGAAUUUGUAAUGUUACAGUGUAAAACGGUAGAUUAAUUUGUUUUAUAUGCUUUUAUUGUGUUAUCGACAUAACUGAAUUUGGACGCUUUGCUACGCCAAUACAAGUUUUGAUUUAUUACUUCUAUUAUUUACGAGAUAAUGGUGUGAUGGUAGGCCAUCAGUUUCAAUAAAUAGCUCUUAUUUUUAAAAA
Messenger RNA from Zophobas morio, 1170 nucleotides. It is a transcript of the gene Cpr57A, whose product is annotated as cuticle protein 16.8. The record is from RefSeq and is a predicted model, not a curated record. The transcript has 3 exons. Lineage: Eukaryota; Metazoa; Arthropoda; Insecta; Coleoptera; Tenebrionidae. Gene Ontology annotation, molecular function: structural constituent of chitin-based larval cuticle. Bases 229 to 792 code for a protein of 187 amino acids. Gene Ontology annotation, cellular component: chitin-based extracellular matrix.